Messenger RNA from Exophiala spinifera, 1227 nucleotides. RefSeq lists its product as uncharacterized. Gene Ontology annotation, molecular function: ATP hydrolysis activity; ATP binding. NCBI's taxonomy places the organism in Eukaryota, Fungi, Ascomycota, Eurotiomycetes, Chaetothyriales, Herpotrichiellaceae. The coding region runs from base 1 to 1227 and encodes 408 amino acids. Gene Ontology annotation, cellular component: mitochondrial outer membrane. The transcript is spliced from 2 exons. The record is from RefSeq and is a predicted model, not a curated record.
AUGGCCCCUGACAGAGGCGCAAAUGUUUGGUGGCACCGUGUGCUGCAGGAGUUUCUCAUCGCAGCUCCUAUGGCCAUCGGAGGGUUUUAUCUAGUUCAAUAUGUAUUGAAGCAGAUGAAUCUUGAUCCCGAAGCGGAAGUUAAGGAGAAAACACGGCUGCAAUCAGAGGCUAUCUUGCGAAGGCUCGAUGGGCCGAAGGGCUCGCAAUCCGGUGCCGACGCUCGUCGUCCAAAGUCUUUACGAGAGCAGUUAGAUCUAUCGCGGUAUGAGCAGGCUAUAUUACAAGAUCUUGUAUUCCCCGAGGACAUCCCAGUAUCUUUCGAGGACAUUGGAGGCAUGUCCGACAUCAUCGAGGAGUUGAAAGAAUCGGUUAUAUAUCCCUUGACCAUGCCGGAUCUCUACGCAACGUCGUCAUCGUUACUAUCUGCCCCCUCUGGAGUGCUAUUGUAUGGACAACCUGGAUGCGGGAAAACUAUGCUGGCAAAGGCACUGGCUCACGAGAGCGGCGCGUGCUUUAUCAAUCUGCAUAUCUCCACCUUGACCGAAAAAUGGUUCGGCGAUUCCAACAAACUUGUCAAUGCCGUCUUUUCUCUCGCUCGCAAGUUGGAACCAGCAAUUGUUUUCAUUGACGAGAUCGACGCCGUCUUGGGAACUCGGCACAGUGGCGAACACGAAGCCAGCGGCAUGGUCAAGGCAGAGUUCAUGACACAUUGGGACGGGCUGAGUUCCGCCAGUUCGUCUGGACGACCUCAGCGCAUACUGGUUCUGGGUGCCACGAACAGGAUGGGCGACAUCGACGAUGCGAUUCUGAGAAGAAUGCCAAAAAAGUUCCCGAUUUCACUCCCAAAUACUUCUCAGCGGUUGAAAAUACUCAAGAUUGUCUUGCGAGAUACCAAGACAGACAGUGCGAAUCUCGAUCUGGAAUAUCUAUCAAGAGUGAUGGCCGGCAUGUCUGGAAGUGACAUCAAAGAAGCAUGCCGGGAGGCCGCGAUGGUGCCCGUCCGUGAGAUGAUAAAACGCCAGAGGCAAAAUGGCACUCGGAUUGAGAACAUGAAGGCUGGAGAAAUCCGGGGCCUGCGAACGUCCGAUUUCUUCUCGCGGACUGCUACGAUUAAAUCGUCUAAGAAGAUAACGAACGGCAAUAGGGAUGGAGAUUGGGGCACAGCAUCGUCAUCUCCGCACCCCGAUUCAGAUAUGGAAGAAGCAGUGGAAGAAGCUGAGCGAUAG